Rhipicephalus microplus (southern cattle tick) is the source of this 1224-nucleotide messenger RNA. Its product is annotated as receptor-type tyrosine-protein phosphatase T-like. Gene Ontology annotation, molecular function: protein tyrosine phosphatase activity; protein binding. The record is from RefSeq and is a predicted model, not a curated record. Lineage: Eukaryota; Metazoa; Arthropoda; Arachnida; Ixodida; Ixodidae. Gene Ontology annotation, biological process: protein dephosphorylation.
AUCGCGACUCCGCGUAGAAGUAGCCGGCCCCGCUCGUACAGGCGGGCGUGCCCAACCGACACGACGCCGAGAAGACCGCGGGCGGGAACCCUUCUUCUCCUCUCGAGUAGGCCGCGUGUACAAGCUAGAGUCGCCAAGGGUCGACCCCCAGCACGCUGACGAAGAGCUCACGAACCCGUCCCGUCGGCUCCCACCCGCUCCCGAAGCAGUUAGGGCAAUUAUGCUUCAUCGCGGAUCUCUUCUUGCACAGUGACGACCAACACCCCGGGUGAGAGAGGGUGUUGCGUCGCUUUGUCUGUGCGUCUGUCUCGGCGUCUUCCGACGGCGUCAGUUCGAGGCGCUCACUGGAGCAAGAGAUAGCACAAGUCAGUCGGCCAUUGUCUCCCAUCGUCGUCUUGCGGCGGGAAAAUCCGCAAGGACCCGCUUCCUGAAGGGUGCAUCCCCUUCCCGCCCAGGACAACACCAAGAAGUUCCUCGCUGUUUCCAUCUGCUGUCGUGUGGUGCGCGUGUUGUGGAUGUGGGCGUUGCGGACCCGUUUCUAUCCUGGCCACUUUUCUUCGGCUGAGCGCGCUGAGUGACAGAAAUGCCAGGCCGGUAGUGUGCAGGAUUAGGAUGUGCCUCAUGCACCAAUCGUGAUGUUCUCGCCAGGCGUUGUCCUACUAUUCUUGGCUGCCUACGUUGUAGGUGCAGGAUGCACCAGUAUAGACUGCUUGACAACGGCUGACGACUUAAUAAAAGGGCGCACUUGCUUCUACGGACAAAACUGCACUGUACACUGCAAGUCAUCGUGUCUUGCACGAAAGGAUGCACAUGUUUAUGGAACUGUGCCUCUACGCCAUGGAAUCAUCCGUGUGCAAAAGCGCACUCCACGAUUUGCGCAUAUCGGUUUGGAAUAAUUCAGCACAGACGGUUACUUUUGUGGCAUACCAGGAACAGCGCAGUGAUUACUCAGCGUCCACCCGGUAUGGAGUUACUUCAUCAAGCUCUUUCAUUAAUUCCGGCUCUUUUAGUUUCUCGUCACCUCGAAUAAAAGAGGACGUGUUGGACGUCACAGCACUCCACAGAAAUUUCAUUUACGACAGCAAGAUCAAACCGCGGCUAGAGUGUCAUGGUCCCGACGAAGGAAUAUACUUCGACUAUGCCAUCAAAGAAGUUCUAUUUACCAAUUUAAUCACUCAUCCACAGCCUGUGAAAACCUUGAUACCUGUCAACCAGGUGAUAUGA